AUGUUUGAUCGUGUUUACAAUCCCCAAAUCAUCUAUGGAGAGAUUGCUCCAAUAAUUGAGAAUCCUUCAAGAAAUGGUACAAUUCAAUGUUAUAAUACAAGAAAUGCAACUAUCACAUGUGGAUCGAAAGAAUUCUGCAAUUUAGAUUAUGAUCAACGAGAAAAUAAGUUCAGAUCACGUGGUUGCAAGCAAAAUAUUGAACCGAGAGUUCAUGUUUAUGAUGGCAGAUCUUAUUCAUCAUUUGAAAUUGGAUGUAAUCGUGAUUUAUGUAAUAAUGAUGAAACACUUUCAAAAAUCAAAACUAUACUCAUCAAUUACGGUUUAAUAGAUGACAAUGGAAGACGGAUUGCUCAAGGAAAUAUAAAAAUGGUCUCUUUAUUAUUAAUGCUCUCAGCUUUGAUUUUUAAUAUUCUUUAUUCUUUGUGA
Rotaria sp. Silwood1 is the source of this 426-nucleotide messenger RNA. The record is from the annotation of a GenBank genome assembly. Lineage: Eukaryota; Metazoa; Rotifera; Eurotatoria; Philodinida; Philodinidae.